AUUUUAAUUAAUGUCAGUUGCAAGAGAAUAUAAGCUAAGAGAGUUAUGCUCGAAUCCGAUUACUCAUUUUCAACAGAGGGCAACUACUCCUGGACCUCAGAGAAGAGGGGAGUUCAAGUCGAUGGGUCAGAUAAAAGAUUUCAAAUUCUUAUACGAAGCUCAAGCUAAUAAAGUGAGGAUGACUGAUACUUUUAAGUCCUCAGUAAUUCCUGAGCAGCAGAGAGAUCUUUCAUCAACUUUGGUCAUUGGAAACCAACAGCCUCGUGAAAAGAAUGGCCAAGCUCCUGCAGUAAAAUCAGCUAGAAGAGAAAGAUGUAAAUCAGCAGUUUUUGCUCAGCCAUCAGAAGGCUUUGAUAUCAAGUCAAAGAACUUUGAAGAAAUCAUGAAUGAGGGCCAUCAAAGACUUCGAGUCAAUCCAACAUUCACUUCCUCAGUGAUGCCAAUGGGAAUUUCCAAUCUAGCACAUCAGAAUCAUGCUCCAUCAGCUGGAGAGAAAUGGAAAUUACAAAAAGAAGAUAUCAUUCCUGAGAAAAUAAAUAAUGUCAAUAGGAAGAAAUCAGAUAUGCAUAAAAUGUAUUUUGGUCUGAAAGAUACCCCUUUCCAAAGAUAUUUUAAAGAACAUUAUGGAGACAAGCAUAAGGCACCAUCACGUGGCAAUUGUAAGAGUCAGCACAAUAUUGGCCAAACUGUCGGUUUCAAUGCAUAUUCCAACAAAAAGGAUGUCUACAAAGACCUUGAUGCUGAGGGAAGAAGGGCUAAGGAACUUGAUUCAUGUCUGUGGGCAGAAAGUAAUGGAAAUUACAAAUCAUUCACUCAAAAAGACAUGACUCAAAAAGAUAAAACUAAUAUAUCAGCAACUACAGGUUGGCAUUGAAAAGAAGCUGCCAGGCGUCAUGAUAACAAGGAUAAGGCAGUGAACAGUAAGAAAAUAACACAGGAGAAUCUUGCUAGCCAAGUCCUGCCAAUGGGUACAUACAAGGCUCCUACGAUGUACUCUACUUAUCAGCAAGAAAGUAAAGAUGAUAGAAGAAAGCUGUUUGACACCAAGAAAUUCCAUAAGAAACAAAGAGUGAUGGUAACUAAUACUAACUGGAAUGAUACAAAAUCUGAAGGCCUCCUAAAUAAUGGAGGCUAUGAGAGGAAGAGCUUCAUUAAUCUUCUAAAUCAGAGUGCUCUUCAGAGAGACCCUGCCAACCAUCAUCUAACCAAAAGUAUUGAUUCUGGAAUAAAUCUCAGUUCGAUAAAGAAGCAAGAGAAUCUAGCGAGCAAUAUUGGAAUAUCAAACUUGUAUGAAGAGUUUUUAACAAAGAAGGUAAAUGAGAAGCAAAACUCUCCUUCAAAGAUAAAAGUUGCUUCUGUUGAUCAAUACAAUCAUAAAGAACUCAGACAAAAGAAUCUUGAGGGGCAGGAAGAUAGAUACAUGUUCAAUGCCCAGAAAGCUGCUCCAGCGAAAAGAACUGACACAAGCGUGCACACUCUUGAUAUGCAUAACAUUCCAGCCGGGGUUGACAAGGAUAAUCUGAAGAGAGCGCUUGGGAACCUUCAUGUUGUCUCCCUAGAUAUAAACACAGAUCACCUUAAAAAUGUCAGCACUGGCGAAGGAAGAAUUUGAUUCAGGAGUAACACUGAGAGCGAAAAGGAGAAGAUCCAAGAGACUCUCAAAGAUAUUGGGAUAUCUACAUCAGACUACAUAUUCAAGAACAAAAAUAGAACUUCUAGAAUUGGAACUACCCAAGUUAGCGUACUUGACUCUCGGAAUGAAAUUGAUUGCUCAAAAGGUAAAAGAACCAUGAAAGUUGAGAAUAAUGCUGAUAAAAAGGACAAAUCCACUACUAAAGUCACUGGAAAAGUUGGUGAAAACUUGUUCAUAAGACCAAAAGACUACUUAAAGCAGACCAAAAAUGACACCAGAACCAAAAGAACCGCCUUUUAUGAGAGCUGAGGCGACCUGCUAGGCAACACCAACGGCACAUAUGCUAAGAAUCAUCUCGAAAAGGUUAAAAGAAAUAGAAAGAAUUUAGAUAAAAACAUGAAAAACAUUCAAGUUCAAAACAAACUUAUUCACGAUUGGACUAAAAUGCAGAAAUAUGAUAAAUAUGCCAAGAAUAGAGCAUUAGGUCAGACCACAUCCAGAUAUGGAACAGUUCAUAAAUUUUAAAUAAGUCGAUUUAGUUCUAAAUAAAA
Messenger RNA from Moneuplotes crassus, 2184 nucleotides. NCBI's taxonomy places the organism in Eukaryota, Ciliophora, Spirotrichea, Euplotida, Euplotidae. The record is from the annotation of a GenBank genome assembly.